AUGAAGACAUGUUAUUAUGACCUUCUUGAUGUCAAAUCAGAUGCAACCGAUACCGAUCUAAAACGAGCGUACCGUAAAAAAGCAUUAUUGUACCAUCCUGAUAAGAACAGAAACAAUAUAGAAGAGGCUACAGAAGUAUUUGCCCAAAUAAGAGCUGCAUACGAAGUAUUAUCAGAUGCCCAAGAAAGAGCGUGGUACGAUGCACACAAGGACCAAAUCUUAAAUGAUUCAAUAGAUGAUGCUUACGAUUCUGAUGGCUCUAACGUUGUGGAUAGCUCAGUGACAGGAGUAACAACUGAAGAACUAUUGAAAUUCUUUGACGGUGGAAUGUACAGUCGAAUCGAUGAUUCUCCAGCAGGGUUAUAUCAGAUUGGUGGUAAAAUAUUCGCAAAAUUAGCAGGCGAUGAGGUAAGAAAUGGACGAAAACUUGGAAUGGCAGCGUUCAAAGAUGUUGUCGAUGAUACUGUGGAUGCCGAUAUUGUUUCCAUCGGAUAUGUUAAUUCUAUGGAAAAAUACAAGGAAUCAAAUUUACUUCUGCCAACUUUUGGCUAUUCGGGUACAAGUUAUCAGGAAGUAAAAGUAUUCUACAAGAAAUGGGGCAAUUUUAGUACCGUUAAAUCUUUUAGUUGGAAGGAUGAAUACAUGUAUUCAAGGAACUACGAUAGGAGGACGAAAAGGGAAAUUAAUAAGAGGAAUGAGAAGCUUAGAACUCAAGCUCGCAGUGAAUAUAAUAAGACUGUAAAGAGAUUCGUCACUUUCAUCAAGAAAUUUGACAAAAGAAUGAAAGAAGGAGCGAGAAAGCAAGAAGAAGAAAAGAAGUUAAGACUCCAAAAUGCCUUGAAAAGCCAAAUAAGCAAGGACAAAGACGUAGAAAUGUCAAAAAAACAGGCAGAUUUUGCUUUGCAAGACUGGCAAACUAUUGAUCACAACCGAUUACAGGAGAUUGACGAAUAUUACCUAUCCAAAGAUCAAAAGAAAGCGCCAACGGAUGGCGAGCAUCAUAUCAAUAAUGACCUUGAGGAUGUUCUAAUCUAUGAAUGUUUUAUCUGUAACAAGAAUUUUAAGUCCGAGAAACAACUAGAGAAUCAUACCAAUACAAAACUGCACAGGAAACUGCUGCGUCAACUACAAUGGGAAAUGAAACAGGAGAGUAUCGCACUUGGGCUAGACAACAUAUCUGAUGUGGAUGAAUUCAAGUCAGCAUCAGAAACCUAUUCAGAUAAUGAAACUAGUGGAAGCAUACAUCUAUCCUCCCCUGAUGAAUUUGAAGAAAUCGAGGAAAGCGACACAUUUUCAUUUUCUGAUAUAGAUGCGGAAUUGAAAAAAAUUGACGAAGAUCUUGACGCAUUGAACUCAACUGAGUCGAAUAUAAACAAUUUUAUGUUAGAAACUUCUGAAGAUGAUAAACAGAUUUCAGAUGUUGAAUAUAUCAUUGACGAUGAAGUAGAUGAAAAUAUAUCACAAAAGGUAGAAACAAAUAAUGCUACUCAAGUUUCCAAGAAUGAAAAUCAAAAUAAAGACACAGAGCCCAAGGAUGAUUUAGCAAUGCUUCUAGAAUCCUUGAAGAAAGACAACGCAGAUACUUCAUGGGAACCUAAAAAGAAGAACAAUGGUAAAAAAAAUAAAAGCAGAAAAAAGCAGACGAACUCAACAACACAAAUAGAUUCAAACACCACUUCCGGGAACAAUGCCGAGAAUAAAAUUUCGGCAGACAUUGAUAGUUUCAUAUGCUCAACAUGUGGUGUUAAGUUUGAUACUCGAAACAAAAUGUUCAAGCACUUAGAUUCCACAAACCAUGCAGCCCCACUGUCGACUAAUAAGAAAGGAUCCAAGAAGCGGAAUAUCAGGAACAACAGUAAGUAA
Molecule: messenger RNA, 1863 nt
Organism: Kluyveromyces lactis
Lineage: Eukaryota; Fungi; Ascomycota; Saccharomycetes; Saccharomycetales; Saccharomycetaceae
Gene: JJJ1
Product: Jjj1p
Exons: 1
Coding region: 1-1863 (620 amino acids)
Cellular component (GO): cytoplasm
Source: RefSeq, a predicted model, not a curated record